ACACGUCUUUCUGCCUUUUGUAUUUUUUGUAUUGCUUUUUUAUUUUCUCAUUCCACAGUAAUAUCUGCGCAAAACUUUCGCAUUCAGCAAAUUAAAGGCAAAUGUCGUUUGCAGCAAUUCAAUUUAGGCGUUCCACAGCGGCAGGUCGUCUGAAUUUUGCAAGUGCAGGGGUAAAUUUCGCGCGUGGCCAGACUCUGUUUAGAAGCAGAGCAAGCCGCUAUUUAUCUUUCUCACCAAGCAAAGGACAUCAGGGAUCCCAGGCGCCCAAGGGAUCUGUUCCACGGCAUCCUCGCCACUGGAAGCGUGCAGCUAUUGUGGUGACUACGGCACUCGGGAUUGGCGGGUAUGUCGUGUAUAACUACGACACUGCAUACUUGGUGGCAUCCAGCGCAUACCGCAGCGCAAUAGUGGCCAAGGUUACGUGCCAGGUGGCAUGGGACUACUACCGCAACUUUCCCGAGCUGCCGUUAGAGAACGACCCAAGCAUUAGCGCGGAUGAGCGGCAGCGGAUUUUGGGUGUGCGCUCAUCCGUGCACCUGCGUUCAGCAGAGAGACUGAAGAGGGUGCUGAUGGUGAAUGGCGGUAUUUAUAUCAAGUUGGGACAACAUUUAAGCGCAAUGCAGUAUAUACUGCCGAUGGAAUGGUGCACAACGAUGCAGUCGCUGCAGGAUCAAAAUACGGCCAGCUCAGUAGAGGAUGUUGGUCACACCAUCCACAUAGACACUGGAAAGACUAUCGAAGAAUUGUUUUCCGAGUUUGAUGAGGUGCCCAUCGGUGUUGCGUCCCUGGCACAGGUGCACCGCGCUGUCCUGCGCGAGAGCGGCCAAGAGGUAGCAGUCAAGGUGCAGCAUCCAAUGGUGCGCACGUACAGUGACAUUGACAUUGCUACGACAUCGGUCAUGCUAGAGUUUAUACACAGCAUCUUCCCGGAUUUCAAGUUCAUGUGGGUGGGCGCUGAGCUGCGCGAGAGCCUUCCUCACGAGCUGGACUUCCGUAACGACAAGACCAACGCAGAGCAGGUGGAGUGGAACUUUGCCGCGCACGCUGAUAUUCCGCUGGUUGUGCCAAAGAUGCUGCAGGCGGCGGAGCGUGUUUUGAUAAUGGAGUUUAUCCGCGGCCAGCGCUGCGACGAUCUGGCGUUCCUGCGGCAGCACAGCAUUAGCCCUUCCGAAGUGUCUCGCGAAAUUGGCCGUGCAUUUGCUGAAAUGACCUUUGUGCACGGCUACCUGCACUGCGACCCGCAUCCAGGCAAUCUGUUUGUGCGCCCGCGCGACCGGAAGCAGACCACGCAUGGGUAUAACUUUGACCUGGUUCUGCUGGACCACGGGCUGUAUCGCCAGUUAUCGUCGCGCUUUCGCUACGAGUAUUCCGAGAUGUGGCGCGCGCUCAUGCGCGGCAACAAGGACCAGAUUAUAUACUGGUCACAUAAGCUUUCGGGAACCGAUCUGUACCGUCUGUUCUCAAUCAUUCUCACCGGUCAGAACUGGGAAACUAUAGAGUCCAAGUCGCUGACGGGGUCUUCUACACCACUGCGGCUCGACAUAGACACGCUGAGAGAGGAGCAGCCCGAUUUGCUGCGCCAGAUCGCCGAGAUUUUGUCAUCGGUGCCACCGGUCUUGCGUCUUGUGCUGAAGACUAACGAUUUGUUGCGCAUGAUCGACAAGAAGCUGUUCGCCGACCAGCCGCCUGCAGUGCAGCAGCACGCACAGACGCGGACGUGGCUGCGCGUGAGCCAUUAUUGCUUAAUUGCAAUUCGUAAUGCGCGCGCGGCCGAUAUCAACCACAAUGACUCGCGCCUGGGCUUUAUAAAGACAUCGUCGAGGCUGUCCCGGCUGCUGCUGAACUGGAUUAGGUUCUGGGUUUACGACACCACGCUAUCCGCGUAUAGCGUCUUCUUGACUAUCGAGGAUGUAUUUAUUCGCUGGCGUGCGAUGCUCACACAUUUGGUCACCCAUGCAUAAGCCAUAACUAAGCUGCGCCAGUUGUUACGAGAAUCGCAUCAAAAAGCGUGCUUGUUUUGUGGUGCGAUCAUCAUAUGCCGCUUUGCGGC
Molecule: messenger RNA, 2050 nt
Organism: Kickxella alabastrina
Lineage: Eukaryota; Fungi; Kickxellomycota; Kickxellomycetes; Kickxellales; Kickxellaceae
Product: ABC1 family-domain-containing protein
Exons: 1
Coding region: 102-1961 (619 amino acids)
Biological process (GO): lipid homeostasis; mitochondrion organization
Cellular component (GO): mitochondrial inner membrane
Source: RefSeq, a predicted model, not a curated record